This is a messenger RNA of Mytilinidion resinicola, 720 nucleotides long. Its product is annotated as small nuclear ribonucleoprotein U1a. Gene Ontology annotation, molecular function: U1 snRNA binding. The record is from RefSeq and is a predicted model, not a curated record. Bases 1 to 720 code for a protein of 239 amino acids. Lineage: Eukaryota; Fungi; Ascomycota; Dothideomycetes; Mytilinidiales; Mytilinidiaceae. The transcript has 4 exons. Gene Ontology annotation, biological process: mRNA splicing, via spliceosome. Gene Ontology annotation, cellular component: U1 snRNP.
AUGGCCGCCGUACAGCAACCAGGCGGUGAUCCGCCCAUAUCUACAGUCUACGUCCGAAACCUUGAAGAGCGCAUAAAGAUUGAGCCGCUUAAAGAAGCGCUCCAUGAGAUUUUCAGCGAUUUCGGCACGAUCAUCGAGAUUGUUGCAAAGACGAGCUUGAAGCGCAAAGGACAGGCAUUCAUCGUGUUCGAGGACCCAGAAGCAGCGGCGGAGGCGAUAAAUGCUGUGCAGGGCUUUGAUCUGUUCGACAAGCCAAUGCAACUGGAGCUGGCGAGGACGAGAAGCGAUGCUACGGUCAAGAGGAUAGGGACAGAGGAGGACUUCGAGGCCCACAAACGUAGGAGGCUCGCUGAGAAAGAUCUCAAACAAGCCCAAGAAGCCACAGAGGCACAAAAGACACGUCCAGCUGGCGGCGCAGAGCCAGGCCAGAAGCCAGCUCGUGGUCCCGCGAAGCCGGCCGGCGGUAUUCCAGACGAGUACCUACCUCCGAACAAAGAUCUCCUUGUCCGGAAUCUGCCAGACGAGUUCGACGGCGAGGCGUUCAAUGGCAUUUUCGAGAAUUUCGAUGGAUUCAAGUCUGCAACUUACGUGGCUGGAAGGAACCUGGGUUUCGUCUAUUUCGAGAGCGAGGCGCAUGCAAUCACGGCGAAGGAGAGGACAGCCAACCUGCCGGUGGGAGAGGAGGGCAAGCCGAUCAUGGUCACGUAUGCAAAGGUGUAG